Molecule: messenger RNA, 1299 nt
Organism: Taeniopygia guttata (zebra finch)
Lineage: Eukaryota; Metazoa; Chordata; Aves; Passeriformes; Estrildidae
Source: RefSeq, a predicted model, not a curated record
UGUCGCUUAGGCCUGAAAGCACACAAAGACCAAACAUCAAAAGGGGGCGGGCUUGAUGGGAUAGACUACAUUUCCCAGGAGGCUUUGCGGGGCGCGGCAGCAAUACGUCACCGGCGGUGGCCGCGGCAGGCGCCCGGCGCGCCCCCAGCGUGGUGGCGGUGCGGGCGCUGCGGGUGGCGGCGCGGCGGAGGCCGGAGCUCGGCCCCGCGGGGCUCACGGCGUUCUGGGGCGGCCACCCCAGGGAAGGAGGAGGGAGAAGUGGAAGCAGAUCGAGCAGUUCCUGAGGAGGCAGAGAGCAGCGAGCCCAGCCUGAUCCACCCCCUGCCACGCUGCUGGAGCUACAUCCCUCCCGAGGACCUGCAGAGCUGCCUGGAGUGCCACGUCAGGGAGGUCUUCGGGCCCUCUGUUCCCGAGGACUGGCAGCAGGCUCCCCUGCAGGAGAACAGGCUGAAGUAUCGCCUGCUGGCCCGGCUGGCAGCAGAGCUGGGACACGCUGUCCCCAACUCGCAGCUGCACCGCGUGCGCUGCGCCGGGGACAUGCUGGGCUUCUACCGCACCCCCGUAAAGGACAGCACCGAGAUCGAUGAACUCGCAGCUGCAGAGCUGCCCCCGAACCUGAAAAUCAUCCGCAGCGGUGAUUCCCCCCACGCAGCAUUCCUGUGCCUGUCUGGUGCUGUAGGGCAGCAGCAGAGUCCUCUGGUUGGGGUGAAAUCUGUGAAUUUCAGUAAUAAAGGUUCACUGAGCUUUGCCCACGUUUGGCUGUUCCUGUUCUGCUCUUUUUUCCCUGCAGACCAGUUCCUGCGAGGCACUGGUGCAGCAUGGGCACUGCCAGCUGCCCCCUGCCCUUUCCCUGCUGCUGGGAACCAACAGGAUCCAGUGGGGAUCAACAAAGGGACCAUCUCCAGUUUCUACUUUGCACCUCUGUGUUAGUUUUGGCUAGGGUAGAGUUAAUUUUGUUCCUAGAGGCUGUUAUGGGGCUGUAUUUUUGACCUGUGCUGAGCUCAGGGCUGAUAAUACAGAGAUGUUUUUGCUACUACUGAGCAGGGCUUGCACAAAGCCAAGGCCUUUCCUGUUACUCUUACUGCCACACUGGUAAGGGGAUUUGAGAUACAUGGGAGCGGAUAAUAAUAAUUGUAAUAUUUGGAUCUCCUCCUCUUCCUGGAGAUUUCACAUGCUUAGAAAAGGACAGAUCCCUGCAGAAUAAUUAAUAUCUACACAGUGUUGUAUGGAGAUCUAGUUCUAAAGUUGGGCAGAAUGGUGUGAUGGCAUAUUCCAGGUGGAGCUGGUACUCAGGAACAC